AUGAUCUUCACGGGAAAACAGCCGGAAGACGAAAACCGGGCCGCAGCAGCGCCCGCCCUGGAGGCCGGCCGAGGCACGCAGCACACCGCGGCCCGAACCGGACCCGUUCCCAACGCCGGCGAGCACCGCGGCAGGGCGGCCACGAAGGAGGCACCGGAGCCUGAGCGCGGAGCGCCCGCGGCCGCAGGCGGCGCAGGGACGCGGCAGAACUUCGCCACAGCUCCGGGAGGGGGCGACUCGCGCUGGGACGAGUCACCGCUGACCUCAGGCCAGUUCAAGGCUCCCGGGCACCGUGAGGCCAAGGGCCCGAGACCAGGCCGGGGGACGGGGCACCAGGACUACGCCGUGAAGUUUGCACAUGUCAUCCUGCACCAGGCGCUGCAGCCUUCCCGGUGCCGCAGGCUCCGCACGCAGUUAGCAGCUUCGUCAGGGCACCGGGAAAGGCAGUAUGCCAGGACGCACGAGGGUUCGCUUCGGAAAGUUGUCCGAGUGCCGAGGAAAACAAUUCACGUUUUCAGCCGAGCAUCACAGCUGCAGCGCCGCUACGGAGCACCCACCACACGGGGGCGCCACCGGCUCUGCACGCUGCGGACUCAGCGACUGGUCCGCAGAAAUAGACCGCCUGCUCCCGAGAUCACGUCCCUCGUCACAGAUUCUGCUCCGGGAGGGGACUUGAAUUCGGAGAGUCGGUGCCAGGAGCGGCCCUGGGAAGGGAACCUCGGGGCUGGCCGUCCAGGGGCCCGGGACAGGGAACCGCGGGGCCGGGGAGGGCAGGGACCGGGGAGGAGCGAGGGGCGGCGCGGCGAACGAGCUGGGAGCGCAGCGCGCAGAUCCCGGCCGUGCGCCCCAAGCGCCUCCGGCGCACCCCCGCCUCCGCGCCAUUCUCUGCUGUUCUCCCGCCGCGCUGUCGCGCCAAGGGCUAGCCGGUGGUGCUGCUCAGCGGGGUUCUCCAGCGGGCGCUUCCCCGAGCAGCGCGAGCCGACGGUGGAGGAGCUCUUCAGCAAGGUGAUCCAGGUGCCCGCGGUGCCCGCGCUGCCGGAGAUCGUGGACACGGUGGGCGCCGCGCACCUGGUCACCCUCAAGGGCCUCUACAUGGAGAACGGCGACGGCUGUGUGGUGCUUGCUGCACGGUGUACGAGCGCCGCCUCGUUUGAGGCGCUGCGGCCGCUGCGGGAGCGCAUGGGCGGCCUGCGCGGGCCCAGGGCCAUGCUGCUCGUGCUCGUGGGCACCAAGGCCGACCUGGACGCGGAGCCUGUACUGACUGCGCGGGGCCGUGCGCUGGCACGCGAGUGGCGCUGCCCGUUCCUGGAGGUGAGGGCCGAGAACAAACUGAUUGUGGACCAGGUGUUCACGCAGGUGGUGCGCGAGCUGGAGGCCUUGGCCCCGCCCCCGCCCGGGGAGGGGGUCCGGGCGGAGCCCACGAAUGCCCAGGAUACUUGGCCGUCGGCGAGAUUCAUAGGCUAAUAGCGACCGUGCCUCUUUAAUGCUCGCCUGUCUUCGUGCCUUCCCAAGCUCCGAAUCCCUGCGCUGCCCCUUUCAGAGAAGCUCGUGCAGCCGUCAGCAGGCGCUCGCGCCCACCUGUCACUCACUCAAACCUGUGCUGCGGCCUCCGCGCGCUUCUGGGUCUUCUGAAAGCUUUGCAAGUCCACCUCCAACCGAGCUUUGGGGAACCAAACAUCUGA
Molecule: messenger RNA, 1682 nt
Organism: Phyllostomus hastatus (greater spear-nosed bat)
Lineage: Eukaryota; Metazoa; Chordata; Mammalia; Chiroptera; Phyllostomidae
Biological process (GO): Rap protein signal transduction; negative regulation of cell migration
Cellular component (GO): plasma membrane
Molecular function (GO): GTP binding; GDP binding; GTPase activity
Source: RefSeq, a predicted model, not a curated record